UUUCGCCCCUCUCGGUCCCUUGACGCUGUCUCGGUGUCGUAGGGGUGAGUAGACGGCGGCUGCGAGAAGGCUGACUACAUUUGAGAAAGCAUCCAACUUUUCUUAAUGAGCCCAUUCAUCAAAUGAAAUAUAUCUGUACUAUUUUAAAAGUUUCAUUCUUCAUCAUAGAAAACUUCACUCCUCCUGCCAGAUGAAAAUGAUGACAUUUGAGAAGGUUAUUGAACUUGUGGACAUUUAAGAAGGUAUCCCAUCAAACCAGUGAACCAAAGAAUAAGUAUUAAAUAGAUUCAUCCAAAACAUUAUUUUUUUAAGCCAGGGAAUUUUAUUUUGGAAAAGAAGAAUCUUUAUUCAAUAUGUAUUUUUUGAAAUUAAAAGAGAGAGACAAGAACAAACUUAAAAUAGAUAAAGAUGUUUAAUAAAUAAACAGUGUUAACUCUAUUCCGAUGAGGAUAAUUUGGUGAUGUUAAGUUCUUUACAAAUCCCUGACUGUGGUCCUAAGGACAAGAUUCUUUUUGGAUGGGACUGAUAGAAGUAGAACUUUUUAUGCGUUAACGCACAGUGAUAGGUCAUGUCAUUAUCAGCAUGAGUGGCUUAAAAGAGGAAAUGAAGCUUUCAACUAAAUCCAGAAGUGCAGUCAUUUAACUGUUACUUUAAAAACCUCUUCAUAAUCAUUUAAGAAGAAUUGACAAGUUUUUUUAAAAAAGAUUAAAGAAAGGCAGAUGUCUGCAAAUAAUUCCCCUCCAUCAGCCCAGAAGUCUGUAGUGCCUGCAACUCUUCCUGCUGUGCUUCCAACUCCUUCUCCGUGUUCAAGUCCUAAGACGGGACUCUCUACCCGGCUCUCCAAUGGAAGCUUCAGUGCAGCAUCGCUCACCAACUCCAGAGGCUCAGUGCAUACAGUUUCAUUUCUCCUGCAGAUCGGCCUCACUCGUGAGAGUGUCACCAUUGAAGCCCAGGAACUGUCUUUAUCUGCUGUGAAGGAUCUUGUUUGCUCCAUUGUUUAUCAAAAGUUUCCGGAGUGUGGAUUUUUUGGCAUGUAUGAUAAAAUUCUUCUCUUUCGCCAUGACAUGAACUCAGAAAAUAUUUUGCAGCUGAUUACCUCAGCAGAUGAAAUACAUGAAGGAGACCUGGUAGAAGUUGUUCUUUCAGCUUUGGCUACCGUAGAAGACUUCCAGAUCCGUCCACAUACUCUCUAUGUACAUUCUUACAAAGCUCCUACCUUCUGUGAUUAUUGUGGCGAGAUGCUCUGGGGACUGGUACGUCAGGGACUGAAAUGUGAAGGCUGUGGAUUAAAUUAUCAUAAAAGAUGUGCCUUCAAGAUUCCAAAUAACUGCAGUGGAGUAAGAAAGAGGCGUCUGUCAAAUAUAUCUCUACCAGGUCCUGGCCUCUCGGUUCCAAGACUCCUGCAGCCUGAAUAUGUAGCCCUUCCCAGUGAGGAGGCACAUGUUCAAGAGCCAAGUAAGAGAAUUCCUUCUUGGAGCGGUCGUCCAAUCUGGAUGGAAAAGAUGGUGAUGUGCAGAGUGAAAGUUCCACACACAUUUGCUGUUCACUCUUAUGCCCGUCCCACGAUAUGUCAGUACUGCAAGCGGUUACUGAAAGGCCUCUUUCGCCAAGGAAUGCAGUGUAAAGAUUGCAAAUUCAACUGCCAUAAACGCUGUGCAUCAAAAGUACCAAGAGACUGCCUUGGAGAGGUUACUUUUAAUGGAGAACCUUCUAGCCUGGGAGCAGAUACAGAUAUACCAAUGGACAUUGACAGUAAUGAUGUGCACAGUGAUGGUAGCCGGGGCUUGGAUGAUGUGGAAGAACCAUCUCCCCCAGAAGAUAAAAUGUUUUUCCUGGAUCCGGCAGAUCUUGAUGUGGAGAGAGAUGAAGAAGCCGUUAAAACAAUCAGUCCUUCAACAAGCAAUAACAUUCCCCUGAUGCGGGUCGUGCAGUCCAUCAAGCACACGAAGAGGAAGAGCGAAGCACACGAAGAGGAAGAAGGCACAGUGGUGAAGGAGGGCUGGAUGGUCCACUAUGCCAGCAGGGAUAAUCUGAGAAAAAGGCAUUAUUGGAGACUUGACAGCAAAUAUCUAACAUUAUUUCAAAAUGAAUCUGGAUCAAAGUAUUAUAAGGAAAUUCCACUUUCAGAAAUUCUCCGCGUGUCUUCACCACGUGAUUUCACAAACAUUUCCCAAGGCAGCAACCCACACUGCUUUGAAAUCAUCACUGAUACUAUGGUGUACUUUGUUGGUGAGAAUAAUGGGGACAGCUCUCACAAUCCUGUUCUUGCUGCCACUGGAGUUGGACUUGAUGUAGCACAAAGCUGGGAAAAAGCAAUUCGCCAGGCUCUCAUGCCUGUUACCCCACAAGCGAGCAUUUGCACUUCUCCAGGGCAAGGGAAAGACCACAAAGAUUUGUCUACCAGCAUCUCUGUAUCUAACUGUCAGAUUCAGGAGAAUGUGGACAUCAGUUCUGUUUACCAAAUCUUUGCAGAUGAGGUGCUUGGUUCAGGGCAGUUUGGCAUCGUCUAUGGAGGAAAACAUAGAAAGACUGGGAGAGAUGUGGCUAUUAAAGUAAUUGAUAAGAUGAGAUUUCCCACAAAACAGGAAAGUCAGCUCCGUAAUGAAGUGGCCAUUUUACAGAACUUGCACCACCCUGGGAUUGUAAACCUGGAAUGUAUGUUUGAAACACCAGAACGCGUCUUUGUAGUAAUGGAAAAGCUGCACGGAGAUAUGUUGGAAAUGAUUCUAUCCAGUGAGAAAAGUCGUCUUCCAGAGCGAAUUACUAAGUUCAUGGUUACACAGAUACUUGUUGCUUUGAGGAACCUACAUUUCAAGAAUAUUGUACACUGUGAUUUAAAGCCAGAAAACGUGCUGCUUGCCUCAGCAGAGCCAUUUCCUCAGGUGAAGCUGUGUGACUUUGGAUUUGCACGCAUCAUUGGGGAAAAGUCUUUCAGGAGAUCUGUGGUAGGAACGCCAGCGUACUUGGCCCCCGAAGUUCUCAGGAGCAAAGGUUACAAUCGUUCUUUAGAUAUGUGGUCAGUUGGAGUUAUCGUCUACGUAAGCCUCAGUGGUACAUUUCCUUUUAAUGAGGAUGAAGAUAUAAAUGACCAAAUCCAAAAUGCUGCAUUUAUGUACCCACCAAAUCCAUGGAAAGAAAUUUCUAGUGAAGCAAUUGAUUUGAUAAACAACCUGCUUCAAGUAAAGAUGAGAAAACGUUACAGUGUGGAUAAAUCUCUUAGUCAUCCCUGGCUACAGGACUAUCAGACUUGGCUUGACCUUAGAGAAUUUGAAACUCGCAUUGGAGAACGUUAUAUUACACAUGAAAGCGAUGAUGCUCGCUGGGAAAUACACGCGUACACACACAACCUGGUAUACCCAAAGCACUUCAUUAUGGCUCCCAAUCCAGACGAUAUGGAAGAAGAUCCUUAAUUAUCAAUGAGCUAACUUCAAUAAGGCAGAAUUCCAUUCUGGGACUGGUAUUUUACUGUGUAACUGUUCUUUGUAGCUCGUCAUGUGCAAGGACAUGAGGAACUAAGAUAAGGAAUCAGCGACACUGAUACGGUAGUUUAUGAGUAGGUACCGGAGGGGAAUCUGAGUCAAAAUCAGAAUGGAAUCAAGAUGAAGAUUUUUAUAAAUUUUUGUAGCAUAAGCAAUACAUGGUUUUCUAUGUUUCCUAAUACUUCACGUUAGUACAAUAGUCCAUUUAAUUUAUCUUCCCUUUCCUGUUUUUACAUUUUUUUAAAAAAGGGAAAAAAGGCAAGCUAGCUUGUAGAUAUUGCGUAGCUUGACCAAAUCCUCUAAGAGUUAUAAGGUUGAUUACCACAAAAGUUUGCAUUUCAGACUUAACUGUGAGGCUACCAGUAUGUGACUGACUAUAAGGGCUUUUAAACAUUUGUUCAAGCAACCAUCGAGGCAUUGAGUUUUUCCUAGAUGCCUAGAAAGGGAGCUCGCGGCUUCCUUAUCUUUGUUAGGUCAAUUAGGACUCAAGAACAGUGAUUCCUAACCAUUUUAGCAUAGCAACUCUGAAUAUGCCCUCUACAACAUAAGAAUUUCACUUGUCACCUUUUGUGCAUAUAUGUUGCAACAGCCUCUAAGGUCAUUUAAGACAAGCGAUGCUACAAGGAGUGGGAGCUGCUGGUCUAAGCCUGGUUACGUUAGUCUUCCCAUAGCUCGCCAGGCUGCCGAGCUGUCAUGCACCCACUGGCACCCUGGUGGCACCACAGCUGGGUUCCAUCGUUCAGUGGGCACAGAACUGUUUAUCCUUUACCCAGGGUUGAGUAAUCUGAGGGAGAAAAUUAAGUAUAUACCAAAAGGAAAGCCAGUGCACGGUCAGUUAAUAACAGUAUCCUUUCUGUCUCCCCUCAGCUUAUAGGAGGGCUUUGUGGAUAAGUGGAAUGUUCUUAAAUCAGUGAAUUUAAGCAGUUUGUGGGAGUACAUAUGGGUGGAGCAUAAAACAGUUUGGAAGGGGAACUACAUUAUCAGCAUAGCAAAUGAAAAGAAUGAAAUGAGAAUUUUUAAAAUUUCACCUCCAACAACCAGUUAUUUUAAAGAGUUAUUAACAUUUUCCCCAGAGUAAGAUUAAGAUUGGGGAUUGUCUACUUGUAAGGAAUCUAGUAGCUUUUUCUUUCUUCAUUCUUUAGUAAUCAUUGUUAAACCCAAAGUCUUGGCUCCGGUAUUAUUACUGUGCUGGCCUGGGCAGGCGACAGUCUUGAGUCUUUAGUUUCCUGACCUGUAAAAUGAAGGUUGUAAUUCUUGCCUCUCCCUUCCUCAGUGUUGUUGUGAAGAUCAGCUAUGUAUGAAUGUGUCAAUAAGCAAAAAACUAGGUUUUAAUAACCAUUGCCCCAUGAAUUUGAGGUAGCAAAGGAAAAGAAUGUUUUUGUAUUAUGAACAGACUAAGACUUAGAGAGUGAUCCCUGAAUCUACGCUCUUAUCCAGGACCAAAAAUGUCCGUAUGUUUUCAUUUAUGCUCACAAAAGCCAUGUGGUGUACUAGGAACCUCAUCUUACAGGUAAGAAAACAGGCACAGGAACACGUUCACAGGUUAGUAUAUGAGUUUAAACCCCAGCAGUAUUGUGGCAGUCCUUAUCUACGCCUAUAGCUCCAGCAGGUAUCACACCUCUUGCAAUAACUGGUUCUCCUUUAGAGGUUCUAAAGACUAAACCAACUUAAUGUUGAAAAAAAAAGUUUUUAAUGUAUUUUCUCUGUGGUAAAGGGUGACUUCCUCAAAUUUCUCCAAAGUAAGUCUGUUUAUAUAAAUGUGCACAAAAUGGAAUAAUAAUGAGUCACUCGGCAACCUACUGUGGUUUACUGCAUAAGGUAAAAAUUAACUGGAAUGAUGUUCAUCUGCUCUACUUAUAUAAUCAAUUUUUCAAGCCAUGAAUUUAAUUGCACUCUUUUUUUGUUUUUGUUAAAUGCCUAAGAUGUUUUCUAAAAAUUUUUGUAAAGGCACUGUCAGAUAAAAUGGAGUAAUUACUCCAGAUACUGUAUAACCUGCAUAAGCUUUUGUCUUGAAGUCAAGUUGUGUUUGUAUGAGAAAUAAUUGUUUGCUAAAAAACAUUUAAUAAUGUACAAAGUAGUCUAUAAUGACACCAUUCAGUACAUUUUUAUAUUUUUUGUUACAUCCCACUUUUUGUAAAUAUCCUCAAAGAAGCUUGAUAAUAAAAUGUAUUUCUGUAUCACCA
Molecule: messenger RNA, 5662 nt
Organism: Tupaia belangeri chinensis (Chinese tree shrew)
Lineage: Eukaryota; Metazoa; Chordata; Mammalia; Scandentia; Tupaiidae
Gene: PRKD3
Product: protein kinase D3
Biological process (GO): protein phosphorylation; intracellular signal transduction; phospholipase C-activating G protein-coupled receptor signaling pathway
Cellular component (GO): cytosol
Molecular function (GO): protein serine/threonine kinase activity; ATP binding
Source: RefSeq, a predicted model, not a curated record